UCUUCUUCUCAUUGUACUACAGCAAAGGCUUCUGGGCAAGGCCAGCAGAAGCAAAGGAACCCACCCCAUGGAGAGAUGCCGGAUGGAGGCAGCCAAUGGCUCCAAGGAUGGCUUGGAUUCCAACCCCAUGAAGCACUACAUGAUCCUGAGCAGUUCCCAAAAGAUAGCUGUUGCAGUGCUGUGCACACCUUUGGGCCUGCUAAGUGCCCUGGAGAACCUGGCUGUGCUCUACCUGAUCCUAUCCUCCCACCGGCUCCGCAGGAGGCCCUCAUACCUGUUCAUUGGCAGUUUGGCUGUAGCUGACUUCCUGGCCAGUGUGGUCUUUGCCUGCAGCUUUGUAAAUUUUCAUGUCUUCCAAGGUGUGGAUUCUGAGGCUGUCUUUCUGCUGAAGAUCUGCAGCGUGACCAUGACCUUCACAGCCUCUGUAGGCAGCCUGCUGCUGACCGCCAUUGACCGCUACCUCUGUCUGCGCUACCCACCUGCAUACAAAGCCCUACUCACCCGUGGGAGGGCACUGGUGAUGCUGGGCAUCAUGUGGGUCCUCUCAGCAUUGGUCUCCUACCUGCCCCUCAUGGGAUGGACUUGUUGUCCCAGUCCCUGCUCUGAGCUUUUCCCCCUGAUCCCCAAUGACUAUCUGCUGAGCUGGCUCCUGUUCAUUGCCUUCCUCUUCUCUGGUAUCAUCUACACCUAUGGGCAUGUCCUCUGGAAGGCUCAUCAGCAUGUAGCCAGCUUGACCGAGCACCAGGACAGGCAGGUGCCAGGAAUGGCCCGGAUGAGGCUGGAUGUGAAGUUGGCUAAGACCCUGGGCAUGCUGCUGGCUGUGCUCUGCAUAUGCUGGUUUCCGGUACUGGCCCUCAUGGUCUACAGCCUGGUCACCACUCUAAGCGACCAGGUCAGGAAAGUCUUUGCCUUCUUCUCCUUGCUCUGCCUUGUUAAUUCCAUGGCCAACCCUGUCAUCUAUGCCCUUCGGAGUGGGGAGAUCCGCUCCUCUGCCUACCACUGCCUGGCCCGCUGGAGGAGGCACCUGAGGGGCCCUGGGCCCGAGGGAAAAGAAGAGGUCCCGAAGUCCUCAGUCACUGAGACAGAGGCUGAUGUGAAAAUCACCCAGUGACCAGAUUCCAGAGGUCUAUACUGCCCUGAUUGCUGAUGAGGCCUCUUUCACAGUUUUAAACAAGCAAAGUCAGAAGUCAUUUCACUCCCUAGAGAAAAGAGAGUGGUCUUGACCGUCCAAUCUUACUUGAACCAGCCUCAGGGGCCUGGACACUUACCCCAUUUUGUUGAUGAGUGUUGGCACUGAACCCUGGAGCAUAGCCUGGCCAUGCCUCCCUGCACAGUUUGCGGGAUAGCUUGGAGUGGCCAGGUAGGCAGGAAGCAAGAGGCUGGGACAGGCUCAUAGCCUAUCAGGUUAGGACAACCUUCCCAACAAGAUGGCUUAGUGCCUGCAUCCUCCAGGGACCACAGGAGCCAGAUGGAGCCUUUAGCAUCAGCACUGAGG
Manis pentadactyla (Chinese pangolin) is the source of this 1495-nucleotide messenger RNA. RefSeq names its product cannabinoid receptor 2 (gene CNR2). Bases 68 to 1111 code for a protein of 347 amino acids. The record is from RefSeq and is a predicted model, not a curated record. Gene Ontology annotation, cellular component: membrane. Gene Ontology annotation, biological process: cannabinoid signaling pathway. Gene Ontology annotation, molecular function: cannabinoid receptor activity. The transcript has a single exon. Lineage: Eukaryota; Metazoa; Chordata; Mammalia; Pholidota; Manidae.